Molecule: messenger RNA, 1950 nt
Organism: Fimicolochytrium jonesii
Lineage: Eukaryota; Fungi; Chytridiomycota; Chytridiomycetes; Spizellomycetales; Powellomycetaceae
Product: NUC169 domain-containing protein
Exons: 3
Biological process (GO): maturation of LSU-rRNA from tricistronic rRNA transcript (SSU-rRNA, 5.8S rRNA, LSU-rRNA); ribosome biogenesis
Cellular component (GO): PeBoW complex; preribosome, large subunit precursor
Molecular function (GO): protein binding; ribonucleoprotein complex binding
Source: RefSeq, a predicted model, not a curated record
AAGAAGCCUUUCCCAGAAAUCGACCCCAUAUAUGACGCCGAUGACUCCGACGAGGAAACUACUAACACGACGGGCAAUGUUCCAAAAGAGUGGUACGAUGAGUUUCCUCACGUUGGAUACUCUAUUGACGGCAAACCGAUCAUGCGGGGCGAGAAGGGAGAUCAACUGGAUAACUUCUUGAGUAUCAUGGACGAUCCAAAUGCGUGGAGAUCCGCAUACGAUUCCAUCGAAGACAAAAACGUUGUUUUGACGAAAGAGGAACUGGCUAUCAUCAAAAGGAUUCAGUCUGGAGGUUUCCCAGAUGCCGAGGAAGACCCUUACCAGCCAACGGUGGAAUGGUUCUCAAGCCAGACCAUGCAAACCGCUCUUUCGGCUGCACCCGAGCCUAAGCGCCGAUUUGUACCGUCCAAAUGGGAGGCUCAGCGCAUCAUGCAUAUUGUGCGUGCCAUCAGGCAAGGGCGGAUCGUUCCUGGCAAGAAGCCUGACAACAAGCCCAGCCUUCAGGAUCGCAUGUACGACAUCUGGGGUGAUGCAAUUGACCCCAUUGAACGUGGUAUCAUGCAUAUCUCUGCGCCAAAGGCUUCUUUGCCGGAACACGACGAGUCAUACAACCCGCCACAGGAGUACAUUCCGACAGAGAAGGAGGCUGCUGAAUGGCGCGCAUUGGACGCUCCCGACCGCCCACGAAACUUCCUACCGCGCAAGCACGAUAAUCUACGAAGCGUUCCUGGCUAUGACAGGUUUAUCCAGGAGCGUUUCGACAGGUGUUUGGAUCUCUACCUCUGCCCGCGUAUUGUGAAGAAGAAGCUGAACAUCGACCCGGACUCCCUCAUCCCUAAACUCCCCAACCCCCGCGACCUGAAACCGUUCCCAUCCCAGCUCGCCAUCACCUUCAAGGGCCACAGUGCUCGUGUACGCCAUUUCUCGAUGGACCCAUCCGGGCAAUGGCUGGCAUCCGCGUCCGAUGAUUCUUCUGUAAAGUUGUGGGAAAUUGUGUCGGGUCGCUGUGUAUCUACGUGGAAGUUCGAUGAGCCGGUCUCGAUGGUUGCAUGGAAUCCCAACAAAUCUGUAGCGCUUCUCGCUGUGUCGGUGAAAACCGAUGUCCAUUUCGUUGUCCCUCCACUAAUAGCGGCACCCGCUGAAGCUAUCGACGCAACGGAAGCCCUCGUCGCUCACCUGUGGACACUCCAAACACCGACAACAAACGCCGCUUGCAAAUGGGUCAAGCCUGCCACCGCACCCGCAACCUCCACGCCCACCAAACCCCGUAUCCUCACCACCCUCUCCUUCACCCACAACGUGACGCAUCUCACAUGGCACCGCAAAGGAGACUACCUGGCCACCGUAGCCGCCGACGCCCGCUCCUCCGCCGUCCUCAUCCACCAACUAUCCAAAAAACAAACCCAAAACCCCUUCUCGGCCUCCAAACGCUCCGCCACCUCCAACACCCUCGUCCAACGCGUCGUCUUCCACCCCUCCAAACCCAUCUUCCUCGUCGCCACCCAGCGCGCCGUCCGCGUCUACAACCUCGGCACCCAGAAACUCGUCACGACGCUCAUCCCAUCAACGAAAUGGAUCUCCUCCCUCGCGGUGCACCCCGCGGGCGACAACGUGCUCGUUGGCACCUACGACAAGCGCGUGGCAUGGUUUGACCUGGACCUCUCGUCGAAACCGUACAAGCAGCUGAGGUACCACGCGAAGGCGGUGCGUGAUGUGGCGUUUGCGAAUAGGUAUCCGCUGUUUGCGUCGGCGGCGGAUGAUGGGAAUGUGAAUGUGUUCCAUGGGAUGGUGUAUGCGGACUUGAUGAUGAAUCCGUUGAUUGUGCCGGUGAAGACUUUGAAAGCGCAUGAUGUCGUUGAUGGUCUUGGUGUCCUCCACGUUGAAUUCCACCCCACACAACCAUGGCUUCUGUCCUCCGGUGCCGACGGCACGCUCAAGCUCUUCUCUUAA